GUUCUGUGGUAGAAUCAAGGCUCAGCUUCUCAAGUGAAUCUUUCAUUUUUGCAGAAUGAGGAUUUUAACGUCAUUUUUAUGCUACUCCAUUGGUCUUUUAGGAUUAGGUGGGAUUCAUGGCCUGAUGUCAGUGGACAAUCUGGGUGAGGAACUGGAGGACAAAGACCUGAGCAAAGCUAUUCUGGAGAUGCUACAUAUUAAUAAACUGUCUCAACCUCAGCAAGUAAAGCCACACCCCUAUAUGAAGCAGGUUUAUCAGUCCUUGGACACACAGGCAAGAGAUUUGAGUGCUGCUGAUGGAACUCUUGUGCAGAGUUUCCGGAGCACUGAAGAAUUAAAGUACAGCACUCCAGGAUGGAUCUGGUUCAACAUGUCUCAGCUGAGCCCCUCCAUGAGGGUUGCAGAGCUGGUCCUGUUGAGGAAGACUCUUCAUCCCAAGCCACUGAGUGUGACAGUCACAGUGCACAGUCUUUCACCAGGAACAGACAACCUGAGCAUAAGCGGCCCUCUUGUGGAACAGUUUCUGAGCCUGGACCAGCUGCCUCCAUCAGGCUAUGAUGUUUUUGAUGUGACAUCUGCAAUAAACCAGCACUCCCGUCGUUCAGAUGUCUUGGGCUUCCAGCUUCGGUUUGGGGAUGAGAGUGGCAGCUUGGUUCUCCAUGAGGCCCUCACACAGAGCCUCUACUGCCUGGAUGGAAGCUCCCUCAGCCAGCCACUCCUAGUCGUCUACAGGGCCAAAUCAAUGGAACUGCAGCACAGGGCUACAGGAGAGAGUUCUGAGCACAGGCAGAGGCACCACUGUAUGUUUAGCUCAGAUUAUCAAAAACAGAGUAUACAGUUGAGGCAUGUAAGACAUGCGGCUAAUGCUGCAUGUAAACUGUAUGUGCAUCACAUCAACCUUCAUAAGACCAAGUUAAGUCAAUGGAUUCUACAGCCAUCCAAUUUCAACAUCAGCAUUUGUAGAGGUAUCUGUAGGAAAGAAAUGUUUUUGUCAUCCAUGACUGUUCAGACACAGGACAAAAAACACAGAGAAAACAAUUUACUUAAAAGAUCAAGCUGCAUACCACAAGGGCUGUCGUCUCUCAUUGUAAUGUACAGCAGUGACACUGCUGACAUUAUUAUAAAGGAGCUAAAGGAUAUCACAGCAGAGCGAUGUGUAUGCCAGCCAAACACCCACUGAAAAGCACUGCAUAUAGCCUAUACAAAAUCACAUUUAGGCCAAUGAUGUGACACUCAAUUUACUUGAAUACAGCUCUUCUAUGAUGAAUAUGUAUUCAUGUAAAUAUGAAAGUGAAAGAUAUCAUGUGGAGUAACCAGACAGUAAUG
Molecule: messenger RNA, 1326 nt
Organism: Xyrauchen texanus (razorback sucker)
Lineage: Eukaryota; Metazoa; Chordata; Actinopteri; Cypriniformes; Catostomidae
Product: growth/differentiation factor 6-A
Exons: 4
Coding region: 56-1180 (374 amino acids)
Biological process (GO): BMP signaling pathway; SMAD protein signal transduction
Cellular component (GO): extracellular region
Molecular function (GO): growth factor activity; cytokine activity
Source: RefSeq, a predicted model, not a curated record